Messenger RNA from Phoenix dactylifera (date palm), 802 nucleotides. The record is from RefSeq and is a predicted model, not a curated record. NCBI's taxonomy places the organism in Eukaryota, Viridiplantae, Streptophyta, Magnoliopsida, Arecales, Arecaceae.
ACUGUUGGUUAAGAAGAAGGGUGGAAGAAGGGGAGAGACAGAGCCUCCAUUUAUUUGUUUACCUUCCUACCUGAAGCCUUCCUUCAACCUCUCUCUCUCUCUCUCUCUCUCUCUCAUGGCUAGCUUGUUAAGGGGCUAUAUUAGUGUUGUUGUUGGAGUGGUAGUUUUAAUAGCUACGGGGUGUGGAGGGGGAGGGAUAGGAAGAUGUGAGGCAGCAGAAGGGGUGGACCAUGUUGUUGGAGGUGAUCAAGGGUGGGAUGCUGCUUCUGAUGUGGCUGCUUGGUCCAUUGACAGGGUCUUCAGGGUUGGAGACAACAUCUGGUUCGCUUACUCUGCAACUCGAGAGAGCAUCAUCGAGCUAGCGAGCAAGGAAGAAUUUGAGUCUUGUGAGCUUGACAAACCAAUUCGGAUGUACACCAGCGGGCUCGACCGGGUGAGCCUCGAUGGAGCCGGUGCGCGCUACUUUUCCAGUGGUAAGCUCGAGAGUUGCCAGAAUGGGCUCAAAUUGCAUGCAGAGGUGGUGCCCCAAGUCGAAGCCGGCGAGCAAGCGGAUCAGGUUAAGCAGGUCAUGAAAGCUAAAGAAUUGGCAGCAGGGCCCCAACCAUCGGGCUCGAGCCAUAUAACACAAUCAGCUUUGAUGGUGAUUGGGUUUGUUCUACUUUGUUUUAUGGCCCUCUAAUGGGCUCAUCUCUUGUCAUCUACUUUCUUGCUCCUUCCACUAUAGUUGUUGUUUUUCUCACUAUGCUUGUGUUUGGAUCUUGGAUUCUAAAAUCAGCCCUCUUUUAAUUUUUUGCUUGAGUAA